Messenger RNA from Rotaria sordida, 645 nucleotides. NCBI's taxonomy places the organism in Eukaryota, Metazoa, Rotifera, Eurotatoria, Philodinida, Philodinidae. The record is from the annotation of a GenBank genome assembly.
AUGAAAGAAAACUUAGAUUUUGGAAAUUUUUAUCAAACGAAUAAUCAAUUUGAAUUAAAUACAAGUAUAACAUAUCCACAUGGACAAGAAACAUUAAAUCAAAUGUUAUUUCAUCCAAAUAAACUUGAAUUAGCAAUAACGGGAAAUGAUGGUUUUGUUAAAAUUGAUACAAUAAAUGAUUUAAAUGAAGAAUCUCGUUAUGAAUAUUCACGUUGUUUUGCUCAUAUUGAUCGAAAAAAUCCGGUUGAACAUGUUAUUUAUAAUUGUGACAAAAUUCUUGUUUGUCAUAAAACAUUAGCCAAUUUAUGGAAUUGUUUAAAUGGACAAUUUAUUAAAUCAUUUUCAUGGCAUGUUCAUGUUUUUGCUAAAGAUCCAAGAUCAUCAUUUAUUGCUUUAUUUGAUAAAAGUUUUCUUCAUUUUUAUUCAUUUUCGGAUGGAAAAUGUCAUUCACGUAAAGGUUCUUUAUUUCGACGUGUUACAGCAGCUGUAUAUAUUCCUAAUGAUAAACCAUCUUCAUUUGUUCCACUUCAACAUUCAAGAUUAAUCUUUUAUAUUCUACAAGAAGUUCAUUUUUUUGUUUAUUUUCUUUUUUCUAUCCAUAAAUCAGUGGCGGAUCCAGGAAAUUUUGAAGGAAGGGGCACAUGA